AUGUCCAAAUUGGUAGAAUUGUUUCUUUCAGAGAAUGAUUUGAAUGGUACUCUUCCACAUUCUAUUUGCAACAUGCAAAACCUGACAGCCCUUUCGCUAAGAAGUAAUCAUUUCUCUGGAGAACUCCCACACGCAUGGAAUUCGGGGAGCAUGAUAAGCAUUGUAGAUGCUGCCUACAACAAUCUCUGUGGUAAUAUACCCACCAAUGGGGCUAUUAAGUUAUCUUCAAAUAUUGAAGCUAAACAACACAAUUUUGGCGGUAAGAUUCCCGAUUCUUUGCAAAAUUGCUCUAUAUUGUUGAGUAUCGACGUUGGAGGCAACAAAUUAUCCAGGAGGUUACCUGCAUGGAUAGGAGGAUCUGGUGGAUCCAUGUUGCACAUGCUACAACUGCGAAACAACUCUUUUACUGGACAUAUUCCCCAACAAUUGUGCAAUCUCGGCUACCUUCACAUCCUCGACCUCAGCCACAACAACUUUUCAGGUAAGAUCCCUUCUGAGGUUGGAAAUUUGCUUGGACUCGAAUCUCUUGAUCUUUCACACAACCAUCUUUCGGGACAUAUUCCUCAAAGCCUUGCAUCCUUAACAUUUUUGUCCCAUUUGAAUUUGUCUUAUAGCAACUUGGUGGGGAGAAUUCCUUCAGGUAACCAACAUCAAACACUCACUGAUUCAUCCAUUUAUAUAGACAAUCCAUCAAUGUGUGGGUUUCCUCUUCCGACAAAAUGCCCCGGAGAUGACACGUUUACUGCUACAAACAGUAAUGAAGAUGGAAAUGAUAAGUUGUGGUUCUAUGUGAGCGUAGUGCUUGGCUUUGUCAUAGGUUUUUGCCUUUUUGGGGUGUUUGCGGCACAUUAA
This is a messenger RNA of Prunus dulcis (almond), 852 nucleotides long. RefSeq names its product DNA damage-repair/toleration protein DRT100-like. NCBI's taxonomy places the organism in Eukaryota, Viridiplantae, Streptophyta, Magnoliopsida, Rosales, Rosaceae. Bases 1 to 852 code for a protein of 283 amino acids. The transcript is spliced from 2 exons. The record is from RefSeq and is a predicted model, not a curated record. Gene Ontology annotation, molecular function: protein binding.